Molecule: messenger RNA, 1506 nt
Organism: Saprolegnia parasitica CBS 223.65
Lineage: Eukaryota; Oomycota; Saprolegniomycetes; Saprolegniales; Saprolegniaceae
Exons: 1
Coding region: 1-1503 (500 amino acids)
Source: RefSeq, a predicted model, not a curated record
AUGGCCAUGGACCUUCCGCAAGCCCUCACCUUGAUCGUCCAGUGCCUCGAGUCACCACGCGACGUCGUCGCCUUUCUGUAUGCGCUGCCACCUGCCGCACUGGACGCACCACUGGCGGCAAUCUUGGAGCUUCUGGUGCGACCGAGCAUGGUGGCCCACAUGUGGCCGAAGCUCAACCUCGUCGACUUGGCGAGCAUCGACACUCCGCUGGCUCGAGUGGCGCUACCCGUGUUCACGUCCGUACGCAGCUCAGAACUUGAGUACUUCACGUGCCUGGCAACGGCGCCACCACCCGACGACGACGAAAAAUACGAGGAAAAAUACGCCGUGUCCCGGUUCAUCGAGUUUGCUUCGCAGUGGCCACUCAAGAUGACGUUCGUGGACGCAACGUGGCGGCGCAAGGUCGGCUCUGCGGUCUUUUGCAGCCUGCUACAUCGCUGCACGCGCCUCCGUUCGAUCGAGUUGGACGGUGGCGAGAACGCCGGCGACGUCCUCGCAGCCGUCACGACGCCCGCUCACCGCGUGCGCUCGCUUUGCGUCGAUAUGACGACAGCCCCCGCUGCGGGCGACUGGAGCUCGCUUUUGAAGCCGUGGCUCACCAGUGGCCACGCUCGGCACAUUACUUUUCUAAGCGGAAGGCAUCUUGGGGACGGGGACGCCGCGGCGCUUUCGCUGGCACUCGCAACAACCUCCUCGCUGCGAGGCCUCGCCAUAUGGGGCGCCGACGACCUUGUCCGUGCGCUUCUUGUCUUGAAUCGGCCACUGCAUCACUUUACCGAGAUACAAGUGGAGACGUCGAGUGUCAAAUUCCUUGGCUUCUUCUUGACGCGUCUGGAUUUUACCAAGUUGACAUCCCUCAAGUUGGAUUGCAGCACGGAUCACGCAGACACUCUACGUCUCGUGCGACACAUGCCAUUGCUCCGCCACCUCGCACUGACCAACGGCUGUGUCGGGUUUGCAUUCGCUGACGCGUCGACGUGGCCGGACCUCGAGAGCAUCGCCUUCGAACGCGUCUCCUUGGCUUCGACCGCCCAGAUCGCGCUCCAGGCGUAUUUCGACCGUGUACAAAAUCUCCGAGAGGUGUCGUUCGAAGGCCCCGAGAGCAUGGCGGCAACGUCGUUCUUUGAUUGGAGUUACGCACUGACUCAAUUGAUCGCCAAUGGACUGACGGUGGCGAAGCUCAUGGAUACCGACCUCGACGACACGUGCGCUGCCCUUCUCGCACUUGCGCUGCGCGAAGGGUGCAAUGCGUCGUCGCCGCUUCAUCUGGACCUCACCGAGAACGACAUUGGCAUCAAGGGCGUCGGCGCGCUUGUAAAAGCCCUUGCAACGUGCCUCUACGUGCGAAUCGAGAUUGUAUGCAAAAGCUUCGACCUUCUCGCACCGUACAAGGCCGAGAUUGAAGCGUUUGCCGCCUUCCAUGGUGUGGCGACGACUAUCACGAACGAGCUCUAUACGUUGUGCAGCCCUUCCACACAUUUUCAGUACUAUGAUGCGAUGUAGCGA